UUACGAUGUUUCCGAAAAGAAUCCUGUUUAAAUUUUUUUUUUACAGAAUGGAGCAUCCACCUUGAGAAUUUUGGUAUAAAAGAAUCUUCAAAGGACGCUUCUGUAUCAGUUACAUCAGGUCGUCUGGUAUAAACAUAAUCAUGUCUUUCAAAGUAUUCGUUGUUCUCGCCUUGGUGGCUGUAGCUAACGCUGCCCUCAUUCCUGAUGUGCAUGUCGUUGCUGAGCAUGAAGCACCAGCUCACUACAAGUUUGGUUACCAAGUAAGCGACCCUGUGACUGGUGAUCAAAAACACCAGGAGGAAACCCGUGAAGGUGAUGUUGUCCAAGGAAGCUACUCUCUCGUUGAAUCUGAUGGUACCAGACGUGUUGUUGAAUACACCGCUGAUGCUGUAAACGGUUUCAACGCUGUAGUACACAAAGAACCCGCUGUUGCUGCUCCCGCUGCCCACCAUGUUGUAGCCACUCCUGCCGUCCACCACGUUGCUACUGCUCCAGUUGCCCAUCAUGUUGUAGCUGCUCCAGUUGCCCGUCAUGUUGUUGCUACCCCACUAGCUCACCCUGUGGCCUACUCUCCUUAUGUCUCUUCCAGAGUUGCAUCCAUUCCAGCAUUGUCAGCCUACUCUGGAUUGUACUCUCCAUACCACGCCUAUAACCAUCCAGUCUACACCCCUUACCAUCAUGUCUAUUAAUUGGUUAUGAUCAUUGAUUUUCGCCUAAUUAUUGUUUAUUUUUGUACAGUUAUGAAAUAAAGUUAAUUUUGUAAUGGAA
Messenger RNA from Harmonia axyridis, 768 nucleotides. RefSeq names its product larval cuticle protein A2B-like. Gene Ontology annotation, cellular component: extracellular matrix. The transcript has 2 exons. Lineage: Eukaryota; Metazoa; Arthropoda; Insecta; Coleoptera; Coccinellidae. The record is from RefSeq and is a predicted model, not a curated record. The coding region runs from base 141 to 689 and encodes 182 amino acids.